AUGGGUCUAUCAUCUAUCUUUGGUGGCGGUGCACCAUCACAACAAAAGGAAGCAGCCACUACUGCUAAGACAACGCCAAACCCUAUAACCAACGAGUUGAAGAACCAAAUUGCCCAAGAAUUGGCUGUGGCUAAUGCGACUGAAUUGGUGAACAAAAUUUCUGAGAACUGCUUUGAAAAAUGCUUAACCUCUCCAUACACUACAAGAAACGACGCAUGCAUUGAUCAAUGUUUAGCCAAAUAUAUGAGAAGUUGGAACGUCAUAUCAAAGGCUUACAUCUCUAGGAUUCAAAAUGCCUCUGCUUCUGGCGAGAUCUAA
Molecule: messenger RNA, 318 nt
Organism: Saccharomyces paradoxus
Lineage: Eukaryota; Fungi; Ascomycota; Saccharomycetes; Saccharomycetales; Saccharomycetaceae
Gene: TIM13
Product: protein translocase subunit TIM13
Exons: 1
Coding region: 1-318 (105 amino acids)
Source: RefSeq, a predicted model, not a curated record